AUUCGCCUUCCUCCAGAGCUAACAGCCACGAUCUAAGGAUCGCUUUCAGAAAGCAGCAGGAAACUUACAGUGGGGCUGCUCCAGGGGCUCAACCGCAGAACAUUCCCAUCACCAGUGUCCUUGAGCUGAUCGUGGCUUCCAUUUGUCAGUCCCACAUAAGAAGAGCAGCUCACCAGGACGAGAUCCACAGCAGGCUGAGGCCACUGACACCAUGUUCUGUACGAAGCUGAAGGAUCUCAAGAUCACAGGGGAGUGUCCUUUCUCCUUACUGGCACCAGGGGAGGCUCCAAAAGAGCCAGCAGAGGAGGUGGCGGGAAACGCAGAGAGCUGCCCAGCCACCCUGCCCAUCUGUCAGGACGCCCCUGAGAAGAAUGUGCAAGGAAGUCUCCCUCAAAGGAAGACCAGUCGGAGCCGCGUCUACCUUCACACUUUGGCAGAGAGCAUUUGCAAACUGAUUUUCCCCGAGUUUGAGCGGCUGAACUUUGCACUUCAGCGGACACUGGCAAAACACAAAAUCAAAGAAAGCAGAAAAUCUGUGGAAAGAGAAGACUUUGAAAAAAUAAUUGCAGAUGAAGCGCUUGCAGCAGGAGUUCCGGUGGAGAGCAUCAGAGCAUCUCUCGGUGAAGAGAUUUUUAAAAUAUGUUAUGAGGAAGAUGAACACAUCCUGGGUGUGGUGGGAGGAACCCUCAAAGAUUUCCUAAAUAGCUUCAGCACCCUCCUGAAGCAGAGCAGCCACUGCCAAGAAGCAGAGAAGAAAGGCAGGCGGGAGGCUGCCUCCAUUCUCUGUCUGGAUAAGGACCACGAUUUCUUAAACGUUUACUAUUUCUUUCCGAAGAAGAUCACGUCCCUGAUUCUUCCGGGCAUCAUUAAGGCAGCUGCUCACAUCCUGUACGAAACCGAAGUGGAAGUGUCAUUAAUGCCUUCCUGCUUCCACAACGAUGGCAGUGAGUUUGUUAAUCAGCCCUAUUUGUUGUACUCCGUUCAUGUCACAAGCACCAAACCAUCCCUGUCCCCGGGCAAACCCCAGUCCUCACUGGUCAUUCCUGCUUCUCUCUUCUGUAAGACAUUCCCGUUCCAUUUCAUGUUUGACAAAGACAUGACAAUUCUGCAAUUUGGCAAUGGCAUCAGGAGGCUGAUGAACAGGCGAGACUUUCAAGGAAAGCCUAAUUUUGAAGAGUACUUUGAUAUUCUCACUCCAAAAGUCAACCAAACGUUUAGCGGAAUCAUGACUAUGUUGAAUUUGCAAUUUGUGGUCCGAGUGAGGAGAUGGGACAACUCUGUGAAGAAAUCUUCAAGGGUUAUGGACCUCAAAGGCCAAAUGAUCUACAUCAUUGAAUCCAAUGCGAUCUUGUUCUUGGGGUCACCCUGCGUGGACAGAUUAGAAGAUUUUACAGGACGAGGGCUCUACCUCUCAGACAUCCCAAUUCACAAUGCGCUGAGGGAUGUGGUCUUGAUUGGAGAACAGGCCAGAGCUCAAGAUGGCCUGAAGAAGAGGCUGGGAAAACUGAAGGCCACGCUGGAGCAAGCCCACCAAGCCCUGGAGGAGGAGAAGAAGAAGACAGUUGAUCUCCUGUGCUCUAUAUUUCCCUCCGAGGUGGCGCAGCAGCUGUGGCAAGGGCAGGUUGUGCAAGCCAAGAAGUUCAAUAACGUCACCAUGCUGUUCUCAGACAUUGUUGGGUUCACUGCCAUCUGCUCCCAGUGCUCGCCGCUGCAGGUCAUCACCAUGCUCAAUGCGCUCUACACCCGGUUUGACCAGCAGUGCGGAGAGCUGGAUGUCUACAAGGUGGAGACCAUUGGCGAUGCAUAUUGUGUGGCUGGGGGAUUACACAAAGAAAGUGAUACCCAUGCUGUUCAGAUAGCACUGAUGGCCCUCAAGAUGAUGGAGCUCUCUGAUGAAGUCAUGUCUCCCCAUGGAGAACCUAUCAAGAUGCGAAUUGGACUGCAUUCUGGGUCGGUUUUUGCUGGAGUUGUUGGAGUUAAGAUGCCCCGUUACUGUCUUUUUGGAAACAAUGUCACCUUGGCUAACAAAUUUGAGUCCUGCAGUGUACCACGGAAAAUCAACGUCAGCCCAACAACCUACAGAUUACUCAAGGACUGUCCAGGUUUUGUCUUUACCCCUCGAUCAAGGGAGGAACUUCCACCAAACUUCCCCAGUGAAAUUCCGGGAAUCUGUCAUUUUCUGGAAGCUUAUCAACAAGGAACAAAUUCAAAACCAUGGUUCCAAAAGAGAAAUGUUGAAGAUGGCAAUGCCAAUUUUUUAGGCAAAGCAUCAGGAAUAGAUUAGCAAAAUAUGUCCUUGAUUAUUAGUCUUUGGGGUUUGAUUCCUUCGAGCAUGUGUGGAAUCUCUGAGAGCACUUUAGGAUGCAGAUGGAUAAAAACAGUAUUAAAAUUUCAGGAGCUCACGAUCUACUUAUUCUUCCACUUAACAUGACAAACAUGUAUUCACUUCAAUACUUCAGCUCUCCAGUGAAAAUAAAAAAAAGAAACCUCGAAAAGUGACCUUUGGGGGAGAUUUCUGUUAUAUAUCACUUAUUAUCUGUACUCAAAAUUUAGCACAUUGUACAUAUAUCAGGUAAUUGUAGCAACCUAUACAAUGUGAUGGAGUCACUUGCAAUCUUGUGUCCUGGUGGAAUGCUAUGGUUAUUAGAGUGUGUUUGUGAUAGCAUUGCCUUACAAAAGCUUUUGAACAGAAAUUAUAGUCUUCAAUACCAUAAGCUCUUGGAACUUUUCAACUCUGAAUUUUAUUACAUUUUCUCAUUUAAUUUUUAGCUUAUAUAACAAAAUAGAUUGAGGUUUUUCUCUGUUGCACUUUUCUUUUUUUAUUUUUAAGGAAAUAAGGAAUUCUGGGUUAGAUGCAAUAUGAAUAUAAAAUAGGUCUUCUGUAAAUAUCAAAGAUUAUUUUAUAAAAAUAUUCUCCACCACAUAAUGUGUCAUUAACAAUAAAUGUUUCCUUUUGUUUGACAUUUUUUAUUCCAUAUAUGGUAAAGGCUAUUUUAAUUCAUAUUAGCAUUUUCAUUCUUAUUCAUUCAUUUCUAUUUUACAGUAUUCAGUAUAAAAGAGGCUUAUAGCCUAUAUUGAAAUGCAAUAUCAUUCUGAUUUAAUUUAACCAGAAGCAACAUGGGAGUAAAGUAAGCAUUUAGGGAACAAACUAUAAAAUACAGAAACAAGAUAUUUACAACAUGCAUACAUUCACCCCACCCCACCUCACAACACACAGAGGAAUUGGGCUCUAUUUCAGCAGGCAUGCUCUAUUGCCAUGCUGAGCCAUAUAAAGUUCCAAUAAGAAAAUCUAAGUUCACAAGUGGGAAAUAAGACUUGUUCUUUUUCUGACUGUAUUUUUAAAUACUUGUGUUGAAUAAUUUAGUGUGUGUAUAUUUCCUAAGAAUCAUGAGGGGUUUUUUUGUUUUGUUUUGUGUGGGUUUUUUUGGUCUCAUUAAGUACACAUCUGUGAAUGUUUUAUUCUAGUUGAAAUAUCUCAAUGAUAUUCUUUAAAUAGAAUGUUAGUGUUGAUGAAGAAAAUUAUGCUGUGAUUUUAUUAUGGAAAAUUUUAAACAUUUUUUUCUGGAGCUUGAACUUUAAUUUUUAAUGAUGUUAGUCUAAGAUCUCUGGUGAACUAAACCUAAAUAGGGCUUUGAUUUUAAAAGAGCUCAACUUCAAAGCAAGAGAAAAAUGAUCAUUAUCAUUUUUAAAUCACCAUUAGCAGAGCCAUAGAUACACUGAACUCUUAUUUGGGGUUCUAAAAAAUAAUUCAAUUUAAAAAUUAUUUAAUUAUUUUCACUAGUUCCCAGGCUACCCCAUAGUAACCUCAGGAAUAAAAAGUAAUUACUGAUUGGCCUUUAGUAUCCCAUGUGUACCACUAUAGAUAUUACAAUGAUUAUUAUUUACUGAUUCCCCAAUAUUUUAAAGGACUUAAUGUGUCUCAUUAAAUACCAAUCUUAUUGUAUAGGUGUUGGGAAAAUAUAGUUACAAUCUUACAAUGAUAUGAAGUUAAUAAAAAUACGUAAAAGGGAAAUAAAGACAAAUACAUUUUUCCAUCUGUAAUGCAACCCUCAGUAUAGGGAAAAUAAUAGGAAUUAAAGGAAAUUUAAAGGCAUACAAUAAAAUGUCACCUUUAUAAAAA
Myotis lucifugus (little brown bat) is the source of this 4120-nucleotide messenger RNA. It is a transcript of the gene GUCY1A1, whose product is annotated as guanylate cyclase 1 soluble subunit alpha 1. Gene Ontology annotation, cellular component: guanylate cyclase complex, soluble. Gene Ontology annotation, biological process: cGMP biosynthetic process; response to oxygen levels. Bases 212 to 2284 code for a protein of 690 amino acids. Lineage: Eukaryota; Metazoa; Chordata; Mammalia; Chiroptera; Vespertilionidae. Gene Ontology annotation, molecular function: heme binding; guanylate cyclase activity. The record is from RefSeq and is a predicted model, not a curated record. The transcript is spliced from 9 exons.